GGGAGCUCGGGAGAAGCGGAAAUCGCUGCAGCCGCCGCCGUCGCCGCCCAGCCGGGAAGCACCGCGGCAGCGAGGGCAGCAGCGGCGGCCGCAGCCGCCGGCGACCACCAGCAUGUGGAAGGCUACUGCAGGUCACACCAUUUCUGUCAGUCAGGAUGAUGGAGCUGAUGACUGGGAGACAAAUCCUGAUUUUGUGAAUGAUGUGAGUGAGAAAGAGCAGCGCUGGGGGGCUAAAACUGUGAAAGGAUCCGGCCAUCAAGAGCACAUCAAUAUUCAUCAGCUGAGAGAGAACGUCUUCCAAGAACACCAGAGCCUCAAAGAGAGGGAGCUUGAAACAGGACCAAAAGCCUCCCAUGGCUAUGGAGGGAAAUUUGGUGUGGAACAAGAUCGGAUGGAUAAAUCAGCUGUUGGACAUGAAUAUCAAUCCAAGCUUUCUAAACAUUGCUCUCAAGUGGAUUCAGUGAAAGGGUUUGGAGGCAAGUUUGGAGUACAAACAGAUAGAGUUGACCAGUCAGCUGUUGGGUUUGAAUAUCAAGGUAAAACAGAGAAGCAUGCUUCUCAAAAAGAUUACUCAAGUGGUUUUGGUGGAAAAUACGGAGUACAGGCUGAUAGGGUGGACAAAAGUGCAGUGGGAUUUGAUUACCAGGGUAAAACUGAGAAACAUGAGUCGCAGAAGGAUUAUGUGAAGGGAUUUGGAGGCAAGUUUGGUGUGCAGACAGACAGACAAGACAAAUGUGCGCUUGGCUGGGAUCACCAGGAGAAAGUGCAGCUGCAUGAAUCCCAGAAAGAUUACUCAAAAGGAUUUGGUGGGAAGUAUGGUGUACAGAAAGAUCGGAUGGAUAAGAAUGCAGCAACUUUUGAAGAUAUUGAGAAACCAACAUCAACUUACCAGAAGACCAAGCCAAUAGAAGCUGUCACUAAUAAAACAAGCAGCAUCCGAGCUAACUUUGAAAACCUAGCCAAGGAAAAAGAGCAGGAAGACCGAAGGAAGGCAGAAGCUGAAAGAGCACAAAGAAUGGCUAGGGAGAAACAAGAACAGGAGGAGGCUCGAAGGAAACUAGAGGAACAAGCUAAAGCCAAAAAACAAACUCCACCGCCAUCUCCUACCACACAGCCAGCUGAACAGAAGGCACCCUCAAGCCCAGUCUAUGAGGAUGCAGUUUCCUAUGAAGCAGAGUCUGCCCACAAGAGUUCUAGUGCAAUGUAUUCAGCUGCGCAUGAGCCAGAAUCUGGCUACAAAGCUGCAGAGUCGGACUACCAAGAAGCAGUAAGUCAGCGAGAACCAGCAUAUGAGCCGGAGACAGUCUAUGAAGUGGCAGGGGCAGGAGACCAUUAUCAAGCAGAAGAAAAUGCUUAUGAUGAAUAUGAAAAUGAACUUGGAAUUACAGCCAUAGCCCUUUAUGAUUAUCAGGCUGCCGGUGAUGACGAGAUUUCCUUUGAUCCAGAUGACAUCAUCACAAACAUAGAAAUGAUUGAUGAUGGCUGGUGGAGGGGUGUCUGCAAAGGCCGAUGCGGGUUGCUCCCAGCGAAUUAUGUGGAGCUGAGACAAUAGAGAUGAUUGUCUACUGGAUAUGCCUUAAUUCCACAGUCAAUAAAUCUGACUUAAUACACUACAAAUCAUGAUGCUUUUCUGAGGAUGGAGGGGUAUAUACAUACUGCUUUUAUAUUUAAUACUUUGCUGAUGCUUUUUAAAAUGUUAAUGCCACAGAAGUUGCUAAUAUAUUGUAACAAUUACAUUCUUCACUAAGGCUCUUAAAAUGAUUUUCAUGCAUUUUGAAAUAUUUCUUCUCUGCCAAAUUAGCAAUUGUCAUAAAAAGCCUUUUCAAGGGCAGUUAGCUGUCUGUCUAAUUAUUGCAUGUUUCACUCAUAAGUGAGCAGAUUUACCUAGUGUUUAAGUCUAGUUAGUCUUCCACUAAAUGUUAUCAGCUAAGAAAAUCAUGGCUAUGCAGGUUAUUUGCAUUUCCACCAAGUAGGGGGUAAAGGAGGACUGGGGAGGGGCAUAAUUUUUUAUUUUCUUUUCCAGAUAGUGUGUGAAAAGGAGAAGAGAAUGCUUGGAAGUUGCAGCUAAUGGCAGUUAAUCCAGUACUGGCCAAUAUAUAGGGAAUAGUAAAUAUUAUGAAGGAAACAGUCUGGUUACUUUUUCCUUCUUUUAAAGUGAGGUUUCUUGGCUUUUGCAUGGAUUUUCCUGGUCUUGCUCCUCCACUUCAUGUUAUUCUAGAGGAGGGCUGCAAACGCUUUAGCGCUGACUGUCCCUAAUCUCUUUCACUGCCUGUUUGCUUGUUUUACCUUCCCCUCUCCUCUGUCCCAGGGAAGCCAUAAAAAGUUGCUAUACAAGUGUUGAGUCACCCAGAGAGAUUCCUGCUUGUUCGAAGGGAAACUGACAUCCAAAUCUGUGUGACUGUCUACAGGAAUAGACUCGUUGCUUUAAAAUGGGAAAAAAAGACAGCAUGGAAUUGCAAUUGCAUUCUGUGUACAAUAAAUCUUUUGUUCAUGCAAUGAAACAGGCAGACCUGCUGUGCAGUAAUAACAUUUUAUAUAACUGUAUUUAAGUCAAGGAAUGUUACACAAAUAUUUGAUUUAAAACCAUCAUAGAUAACCUCCAUUUCUAAGCCACACAGAUACACUACUUUUUUCUAUGUUCAGCAGAAACUGCCAGUAACAUUCUACUAAACAAUGGAAUUAAUUUUCUUCUUUGCCAAAAUUAAAACUGAAACUCUUGCUAUUCUAAAAAGAUGACUUCUCUGCAGAUUCAGGGUCCCUACCAAAGAUAGUAAGUUGCAUCUAAAAAUGGACAUGUUAAAUGUAUGUACUGUCUGUUUCCACCUUCUGAUCAAAAUGGGAAUGGCAGAAUUGGUAUACUAGCUAAGAAAGAAUGCAAAAAACUUUUAUCAACUGUAAAUUUGGACCAAUGGAAUACAGAAGAACUUGUAUAAAAUGGUAAAAUGUAUAACGUAUCUAGCAAGAAGGCAUCAUGUUGAAACCAGUUCUUGAAUGGUUGGGACAAUCCUUAAUGAAUGUCAUAUGUAUGUCAUGAUUAUAUAUACAUAUAUUUUUUUUCUUUCUUUCCCACAGUCUCAUUUCUGUGUUGUAUUUGCAUUACUAGGGUUGGGUUUUAUAUGCAGUUUAUUUUAUCCAAUUUUGCAUAGACACCUCAUAGGGUAUAUGAUUUUUGUAAAUUAAAUAUUCAAUAAACUUUU
Rhea pennata is the source of this 3197-nucleotide messenger RNA. RefSeq names its product cortactin (gene CTTN). Gene Ontology annotation, molecular function: actin filament binding. Gene Ontology annotation, cellular component: plasma membrane; lamellipodium; cortical actin cytoskeleton. Lineage: Eukaryota; Metazoa; Chordata; Aves; Rheiformes; Rheidae. The record is from RefSeq and is a predicted model, not a curated record. The transcript has 15 exons. Bases 113 to 1552 code for a protein of 479 amino acids. Gene Ontology annotation, biological process: regulation of actin filament polymerization.